UUGUGUGUGACGAAUUGGGCGAUACGAUACAACGCGAGUGCAAUAGCUAGCGUUUGCGUGCAUCUCGUGUGCGUGUACGCCGGAUACGAGGUGCUGGUCAACCCUUGUUCCCAUUCUGCCUAG
Molecule: messenger RNA, 123 nt
Organism: Haemonchus placei
Lineage: Eukaryota; Metazoa; Nematoda; Chromadorea; Rhabditida; Trichostrongylidae
Source: the annotation of a GenBank genome assembly